UAUUUGAAAGAAAAGGCGAAGGAAGCUGUUGUUAGCAUACUCAUACAAACGGCCAAGGCUGGAGAAGACAAGAAGAGCGACUUCAGCAUCACAAAGCACAGACAGUUCAUACGCUUUCUUCAGCAAUCCGUUCCGCCUCUUACAGAACGUCACCUGCCGAUUCGUCGUGUUCUCGAAUCAUUCACGUUCACGUUUCCUGUUUAUCCUUCUUGGUUAAAAUAGUGUGACAAUAAGAAGUGCUCGUUGCUCAUGGUUCCCGGUGUAACCGGUUAGAAUAAUGUAACAAUUAUAAGCGCCAUUUUCGCGUUUAUUGCAUCGCAUACAGCGUGACAAGGAUCAUGGAUUUGAAAUAUCCAGCUCGCAAGUUGUCUCGUUCCGUUCUCACUAUGGGCAAUGUUGGGCUUCAACUCCUUUGGUACUUCCUACACAUACUUCUCAGCAUUUGGCAUUCCAUACUAGCAAUCCGUUGUUUCAUUGAAAGUUGUUUCAUCACUUGUGGAGUAUUGGAGAAAUACAAGUCUCUUAAUAUAGCAAAGCUUCGGUACCUUGCCAUUGUCAUAGAAAGUGAAGAUGCUCACCAAACAUCAAAAGUUGUCAAGCUCUUGCAGUGGCUGGAUUCUAUUGGGGUAAAGAAUGUUUGCCUCUAUGACAUGAAUGGAGUGCUGAAGAAGUCUAAAGAAGCCAUAUUUGGAAAAUUGAAGAAUGCAAAACCAAUAGAGGAAGUUAAUGAAGCUGUUACACUCCACGUUCCAGAGCACAUGACUUUGGAAUUUGUUUCUUACGCAGAUGGAAAGGAGGCCAUGGUAAAAGCAGCCAAUUUUAUUUUUGUAGAGAAUUUGAAACGACAAAACUUUGGUGGAGAAAUUGAUGGUCAAGUGAUAUCAGAACCUCUCCUGAAUGAGGCACUGAAAGUUGUUGGUUGCAAGGGUCCUGAACCUGACCUUUUACUUGUUUAUGGGCCAGUGAGAAGCCACCUUGGUUUUCCUGCAUGGAGGAUUCGGUAUACUGAGAUUGUACAUAUGGGAUCAUUGAACUUCUUGAGAUAUGGCUCCUUAAUAAAAGCCAUUUACGACUUCACAAAAGUGCACCAGAAUUAUGGUACGUAGUGAAGGAAUUUGAGGAUAACUGACUUGGCAUUUGCAAGCCACAUAGGAGUGAAUAAUAGAAAAAUACUUAACUACAUAUAUUUGAGUGGCAGACCUUUCGGUAGAUGAGAAAUAUAAUUGCAAAUCAUAAUAUAGUUCUAAUGUAAGUUUUUUGGGGGAAGGAAAAAAGAAAGAAAAAAGUUAUAUAUAUUACUCUCUUUACUCAUAUGUAGUUUUUGUCUUAUAACUUUCGUGUAUUUUUAUUCAAAUUGCACCAUAAGAGACUGAGAAAGAGGAUGCAGUUGUUGAUAUACAAAGAAAGAUGGUCGUAUAUUUCCAAUUUCCACUCUUUCGUUUCUCUCACCAGGUUGUGAGAUCUCUCUAUAGUUUAAAAGAAAAAGAAAAGUAACGUGUAGUUGUCAUUGCAAAGCAAUGUUGUGUACUAAUAACAGGACAGAUUGUAUUGUGGAAGGGAAAAGAAAAGAACAGGGUACCUGAUAAUUACAUUUUAGCUCCCUUUCACUUUAAAAUCUCAUUAGUUAAGCAUCAGAUAUAGAGGUUAAAUAAAUAACAAAGACUUUUAAGAAUUUUUUUA
Arachis stenosperma is the source of this 1680-nucleotide messenger RNA. RefSeq lists its product as uncharacterized. Gene Ontology annotation, molecular function: ditrans,polycis-polyprenyl diphosphate synthase [(2E,6E)-farnesyl diphosphate specific] activity. The record is from RefSeq and is a predicted model, not a curated record. The transcript is spliced from 9 exons. NCBI's taxonomy places the organism in Eukaryota, Viridiplantae, Streptophyta, Magnoliopsida, Fabales, Fabaceae. Bases 339 to 1106 code for a protein of 255 amino acids. Gene Ontology annotation, cellular component: endoplasmic reticulum membrane; dehydrodolichyl diphosphate synthase complex.